Polychytrium aggregatum is the source of this 1452-nucleotide messenger RNA. RefSeq lists its product as uncharacterized. The transcript is spliced from 9 exons. The coding region runs from base 76 to 1026 and encodes 316 amino acids. Gene Ontology annotation, molecular function: tRNA binding. Gene Ontology annotation, cellular component: cytosolic tRNA wobble base thiouridylase complex; mitochondrion. Gene Ontology annotation, biological process: tRNA wobble position uridine thiolation. Lineage: Eukaryota; Fungi; Chytridiomycota; Chytridiomycetes; Polychytriales. The record is from RefSeq and is a predicted model, not a curated record.
UCCGCUCGGUCGCAUUCCACCGACUGCAGCCAGCCGAAAGCCAGACACCGAGGAACCGUCGAUCCAUCAGAAAGCAUGGCACCCAAGAUUUGCGUGAUAUGCUCCGCCGAACGAGCCGUCCUGAAACGGCCCAAGACCGGUCAGCAGCUCUGUCGAGAGUGCUUCUACACCGUAUUUGAAACCGAGAUCCACGAAGCCAUCGUCGACAAUAACCUGUUUGCUCGUGGAGACAAGGUUGCCAUUGGCGCAUCCGGAGGCAAAGACUCGACGGUGCUCGCUCAUGUCAUGAAAACCCUGAAUGAGCGAUAUGAUUAUGGACUCGAGCUCUUCCUGUUGUCUGUUGAUGAGGGCAUCAAUGGCUAUCGAGACGACUCGCUCGAGACCGUCAAGAGAAACAAGGAGCAGUAUCAGCUUCCCCUGCUGAUUGUGUCGUAUGAACAACUCUAUGGUUGGACGAUGGACCAGAUUGUGGAGGAAGUCGGUUUGAAAAACAACUGCACAUUUUGUGGUGUCUUUAGACGGCAGGCGCUUGACCGAGGAGCCGCCAUGCUCAAAGUCGAUCAUAUUGUGACGGGACACAAUGCCGACGACAUUGCCGAAACCGUUCUGAUGAACAUCCUUCGCGGCGACAUUGCCCGACUGCAGCGAUGCACGGCCAUCAAGACACUAACGGAUGACUCGAUACCGAGGUCCAAGCCCUUCAAAUACACAUACGAGAAGGAAAUUGUGAUGUAUGCCUAUUACAAGAAGCUCGACUACUUCUCGACCGAGUGCACAUACUCACCGAAUGCCUACAGAGGAUACGCCCGUGUCUUUCUCAAAGAUCUCGAAUCGAUUCGACCAAGUGCGAUUCUUGACAUUAUCCACUCUGGAGAAGCCUUUGAGCUGCGAGAGGAAGUUAAAUCCAAGAUGCCUGUCCAAAGCAACUGCGAACGCUGUGGAUAUAUCUCAAGCAACAAGCUGUGCAAGUCAUGUAUGCUGCUUGAUGGGCUGAACAAAGGGGCCCCCAGGAUCGCGCUGGGAUAGAUGCCAUUUUCAUCUUGUGCAGCAGAGCGGUGCAUAUGCAGGCUCGAUGAUGGCAGGUGACCGUCGACUGGAGCGGUGUAUUCAGGGAAUCCGAUCUGAUCAAUGCGGAAAUACAGCAUGUUUGGAGCGAGACGGAGCGGUGCCAAUUUGCGCUCUGCCGUGCGCCAACCACUGCCUGCUGUUGGCUCGGGAAGCAUAGUCUUGGGAUGCAAUAUGCAUUCGACCCUUCGGGCAGCUCUGUAGUUUCUCGACCUCCGAAUCGUUGGAUCGACCGAGUCGCCUGCCAUGUGUUCUGGGCCUUGGGCGUCUGUGUUAGUGGCGGAGCCGUUCAAAGUCCAGGGAAUCUCAAGAUCCGUGGACUUUGUGCAUCCUCCUUCCCUUGCACGAGGCAUUCCCAAAGGCAACCACAACAUCAGUCUCCUUUGA